Molecule: messenger RNA, 2025 nt
Organism: Microthlaspi erraticum
Lineage: Eukaryota; Viridiplantae; Streptophyta; Magnoliopsida; Brassicales; Brassicaceae
Source: the annotation of a GenBank genome assembly
AUGGACAAUCUCCAGAAGAAAUCUACUACCCAGAUCGAUACCCCAACUCCUAAAUCCAAAUUCGAGGACUCUCCAGUGUUCAAUUACAUAAACAAUCUGUCUCCAAUUGAGCCGGUGAAGUCAAUCUCCACUACUCAGACGUUUAGCUCCCUGAGUUUCACUUCUCCUCCUCCUGUUUUCACCUCUCCUCACGCCAGUUUCCACAGAGAAUCCAGAUUCUUCAGAUGUCAUUACUCUGUUGAUCGUUCAAAGGCCUUAGAUUCUGGAUCUGUUUCUAAAGAAGAAGCUGAUGUAGAUCUGAACAAAGAUGCUUCUUUGGAAGAAGACGAACAAGAAACUACUGAUCAUCAUGGUGAUUCUCCUUGCAAUGGAGAUGUUGUCGCUGAAGUACUGGUAGCUCCGUCUGAUGAUUCCCCUGGAGGAGACGGUGGUUUGUCUUCUGAGGGCGUCAGGAAAGGUCUCCGGAAGAUGCUUGAUGCUCCGGAAGAGAGUGACACUCCUAACAGUGGACGUUUGAGCUCAGACUCAACUGAGCUGUUUGUGUUUCGAUCUCCUAACGAUUCAGAGGCCUUUGGAUGCCUUGUGGAUAAGAUAUCCAGCUCAGAGAGACGUUUCUGCGCUGGUGUCAGGCCAACGAAGCAGCCUGAUACCACCAAAGAUGUCCCAGUCAAUGGAUCCAGCAAUGAAUUGCCUUUGGCUUUGCUUCCCAAUGAGUCUGUCUCUACAUUGCAUCGUGGUACCAUGAGAAGACGGUGUCUAGACUUUGAGGUGCCAGGGAAGAGGAAGAAAGAUGUAGAGACUGUGUGUGACAAUAAGGCGGAAUCUUCGUCGAAAUGUGUUGUGCCCGGUAUAGGUCUCCAUCUAAACGCCAUUGCAAUGGCGGCAAGGGAGAGUAAGGUCAACGUCAUACAUGAGUAUUCAACAAGUUUCUCAGGCGGCUCUACCACUCCGAUUCACUCUCAAGAAGAUAGCAUGCGAGAAGCUUUGGACCAAGAAGAAAGUGAGCCUGGGGAAGUCCUAGCUAUAGAAGAUGCUUCCAAUGCAAUAGUGGUGUACGAAGAUUUGAAUCCGGGAAGCCUUAAGAAAAAGAAGCGUAUGGUUGAACAAGUUGGAGAGGGCGAGUCAUGUAAGCGAUGCAACUGCAAAAAGUCGAAGUGUUUGAAGCUGUACUGUGAAUGCUUUGCUGCUGGGGUUUAUUGCAUUGAACCAUGUUCAUGUGUUGAUUGCUUCAACAAACCUAUCCAUGAAGACGUCGUCUUGGCUACUCGUAAACAGAUUGAAUCUCGCAACCCGCUCGCAUUUGCUCCUAAAGUCAUCAGAAGCGCAGAUUCCAUCAUGGAUACUGGUGAUGAUGCAAGUAAAACUCCAGCUUCAGCGAGACACAAACGUGGCUGCAACUGCAAGAAAUCAAGCUGUCUGAAGAAAUACUGUGAAUGCUAUCAGGGUGGAGUUGGCUGUUCCAUAAACUGUAGAUGUGAAGGAUGUAAGAAUGCAUUCGGCAGAAAAGAUGGGUCUUUACUUGUUAUCAUGGAGAACAAACACACGGAGGAUCAUGAGAUAUAUGAGAAAAGAACAGCAAAAAUCCAAUACAACUCUGAGGUUCCAAAAGAAGUAGAGCAGAUCCCAAGUUCUGAUCAACCUUCAACACCCCUGCCACCGUACAGACAUUUGGUGGUUCAUCAGCCAUUUUUGUCUAAGAACAGGCUGCCUCCGACGCAGUUUUUCCUUGGCGCCGGUUCUUCUUCCUCGUUGAGAAAAGCAGACGGUGAUGAAUUCACGCAGUUAAGGAAUGAGAAGAAGAAGACUCUUGAAACCGUGGCUGAAGACAAAACAGAGGUUAUGCCUGAGCUUCUCAUCACUUCACCUAUAACCACCAUCAAGGCCAUCUCUCCCAACAGUAAGAGAGUCUCUCCUCCUCAUCCCGGCUCAUCGGAAUCAGGCUCAAUCCUAGGGAAGAGAAGUAAUGGCCGGAAGCUGAUCUUACGUUCUAUUCCAGCUUUUCCUUCUCUUAACCCAAAUCAGUGA